This is a messenger RNA of Rubroshorea leprosula, 1638 nucleotides long. The record is from the annotation of a GenBank genome assembly. Lineage: Eukaryota; Viridiplantae; Streptophyta; Magnoliopsida; Malvales; Dipterocarpaceae.
CUUGGCCCUUGACAUGUUUACAAAACUAUCAAAUCAUUGGCCAUGGAGGAUCAAGACAAUUCUAGUUCUUACUACUUCCCUGACACCGAUCUUGACCUCAGCUUCACCUCCACCGCCACCGACCGAACCUUCGCAUCCUCCAGUGCCCGCUCUAGUCUCGCCCGCUCCUCCCUCACCCUUAGUUUCAACGACCAGCUCUCCACUGCUUCCACCACUAAUAUUGGAACUAGCAGUAAUAAUAGUGUUGUAUCCACCUGCAGCCUCCACCACCGCAAAUGGGACCCUCAUUGGUCUGCCAUCAAGGCCGCCACCAACUUAUCCUCUGACGGAAAGCUCCACCUCCGCCACCUCAAGCUCGUUAAGCACCUCGGUACCGGGAAUCUCGGCCGAGUCUUUCUCUGCCAUUUGAGAGACUGGAGUUCUGCCAGUUUCGCCCUCAAGGUCAUCGACAGGGACACUCUGAGCAAUAAAAAGCUUUCUCAUGUGCAGACGGAGGCCGAGAUUCUCUCCGUGUUAGACCACCCUUUUCUCCCGACGCUCUACGCUCACAUCCAUGCAUCUCACUACACCUGUCUCCUCAUCGACUACUGCCCCAACGGUGACCUCCACUCCCUUCUCCGAAAGCAGCCUAGCAAUCGGUUUCGGCUCCAGGCGGUUCGAUUUUUCGCCGCCGAGGUUUUGGUGGCGCUGGAGUACUUGCACGCGCUCGGGAUCGUCUACCGGGAUCUCAAACCGGAGAACGUUUUGCUCCGAGGCGACGGUCACAUUAUGUUGUCAGAUUUCGAUUUGUGCUUCAAAUCUGACGUGGUCCCCACGGUACGGUUCCACAAGAGAAGCGUCACCCAUCGCAGGAGAUGCGGAGGCGGUUGCUUUCGCGCGAGUACCACAACGGAAUGUGAGAAGGUCGUUCCGGAGUUUGCGGCGGAGCCAGUGGCGGCGUACUCGCGGUCGUGCGUCGGAACACACGAGUACUUAGCGCCGGAGCUGGUCUCGGGUAACGGCCACGGCAACGGCGUUGACUGGUGGGCUUUCGGGGUGUUCAUUUACGAGUUAAUGUACGGAACCACGCCGUUCAAGGGAGGGAGUAAAGAGAGCACCCUCCGCAAUAUAGCAUCGAGCCGGCAGGUAAGCUUCCAUCAUCUGGUGGUGAGAGAAGAGGCAGGCAUUGCGGAGGCGAAGGAUUUGAUAGAGAGACUGCUGGUGAAGGAUCCACGACGAAGGCUAGGGUGCGCGAGAGGAGCGCAGGAUAUUAAACGGCACCCGUUCUUCGACGGGAUCAAGUGGCCGUUGAUCAGAAACUACCGGCCGCCGGAGGUCCGGGGGCUGGUGAGGAGUACAACGAAGAGCCACCACGUGAGUCACGUGACAGGGGUUUCUUCUAAAAAAAGGCGUUGGUUUUGGAAGGGACUUGGUUAUUUUAUGAGAAAAAAUAAGGGGUCUAAAUAUUAUCAUUUAAAUUCUAAUGCUAGUAGUAAUCAUAGGGGUAGAAAUUAUUAUUAUCACUAUGAAAAUAGUAAUAAGAGCAAGAAAACUUUCUAAAUUUUGUUUGUGUAUCUUUUGUUUAGGAUUUAGAAUUCAAAUUGAGUAUAUUGUACAAUUAUGGAGAUUCUCAUAGAUUAAUAGAGUAUUUUUUUUGGU